CUAUAGCCACCGUGAAACCCCCUGUAAUUUUUUUAGUUAAACAUGGAUUGGAGUUUCUCCUUGUUCGCCGUGAUAGCCGCUGCCACCGCCACCCUCUGCUCAUCGGAAUCUUUGACCUCACCUCGAUCCAUCGAACGUGAUGGUGAUCCACUGAUUCGUCAAGUGGUGGAUGACGGAAAUUUCAAUAAUCGUCUCCCUCUCGGAGCAGAGCACCAUUUUUCGCUAUUCAAGCAAAGGUUCGGGAAAUCGUAUGCCACAGAGGAAGAGCACGAUCGUAGAUUCAAGAUUUUCGAGGCUAAUAUGCGACGAGCUCAACGCCAUCAGUCAUUUGAUCCGUCCGCCAUUCAUGGUAUUACUCAGUUUUCCGACUUGACCCCUUUCGAGUUUCGGAAGGCAUUUCUAGGGCUCAGAGGUCACCGUCUCAGGCUUCCUGUUGAUACAAAUGCGGCUCCGAUUCUUCCUACGGAGAAUCUUCCGAUCGAUUUUGAUUGGAGAGAACGUGGUGCCGUAACUCCGGUAAAAAAUCAGGGAUCUUGCGGAUCCUGCUGGAGUUUCAGCACGACCGGUGCCCUUGAAGGUGCUAACUUCCUUGCGACGGGGGAACUUGUUAGCUUAAGUGAACAGCAGCUGGUAGAUUGUGAUCACGAGUGUGAUCCAGAGGAAGCCGAUUCCUGUGACUCUGGUUGCAAUGGUGGUCUGAUGAACAGUGCAUUUGAAUACACAUUAAAAGCCGGAGGUUUGAUGAGAGAGGAAGAUUAUCCCUAUACUGGAACUGAUCGUGGAAAUUGCAACUUUGACAAAUCCAAGAUUGCUGCAUCAGUUGCCAAUUUCAGUGUUGUUUCACUUGAUGAAGAUCAAAUUGCUGCAAAUCUAGUGAAAAAUGGCCCACUUGCAAUUGCCAUCAAUGCAGUGUUCAUGCAAACAUACAUAGGUGGAGUAUCUUGUCCAUUCAUAUGUUCAAGGCGCUUGGAUCAUGGAGUUUUGCUGGUGGGUUAUGGCUCAGCUGGGUAUGCUCCCAUCAGAAUGAGAGACAAAGAUUACUGGAUCAUAAAGAAUUCCUGGGGCGAAAACUGGGGAGAAAAUGGCUAUUAUAAGAUUUGCAGAGGAAGGAAUAUUUGUGGAGUUGAUUCCUUAGUCUCAACUGUUGCUGCAGUUCAUACUCAUGAUACCUCCAUUGCAGCAGCAGGUCAAUAGAGAUGGGAUUUUUCUCUUAAAAGUUUGUAGUUGUUGAUGAAAAUGUGGGGAUUCCUAGAACAGCCUUUAGCUAACUUUCAUUUGUUAAAGGCACAGAUGCAUUUGUAUCAGCUACUACAGCCAAUGCAUAUAUGUUUAGUUACAUUUACACCAAUAAAUUCAAAAGAAAUACAGAUGAAAAGUUGGUUCUUAUUUAUGAAGAAA
Benincasa hispida (wax gourd) is the source of this 1398-nucleotide messenger RNA. RefSeq names its product putative cysteine protease RD19B. NCBI's taxonomy places the organism in Eukaryota, Viridiplantae, Streptophyta, Magnoliopsida, Cucurbitales, Cucurbitaceae. Gene Ontology annotation, biological process: proteolysis. The record is from RefSeq and is a predicted model, not a curated record. Gene Ontology annotation, molecular function: cysteine-type peptidase activity.